AUGAUAAUCGACAGCUUACCCUCUUUUUUAGUCCCUUUGGUGGGCUUGUUUUUUCCAGCAAUUACAAUACUUUUUCUUUUUUUCUAUACUCAAAAUGACGAAAUUUUAUGA
Cryptomeria japonica (Japanese cedar) is the source of this 111-nucleotide messenger RNA. The record is from the annotation of a RefSeq genome assembly. Lineage: Eukaryota; Viridiplantae; Streptophyta; Pinopsida; Cupressales; Cupressaceae.